AUGUUCGAACAAUAUAUUCGAGAGCUUAAUAUUUAUAGUCGAUUCAAAAUGCGAAGAAUGGGUCUAGCCGAUGAAAAUAUGUAUUAUUUGUGUCAAUGUGAUGAUCGAUUGAAUAAAAGUGGAAAUGGUAGAGCUGGCAGACAACAGGUACUGUAGGGUACUGUAGGAGCGCCAGAAAAUUUGAAAAAAAAUGUUUUUUUCAUAUUUCAAAUUCAUUUUUGCAGGAGCAAAAUAUGCAUUGCACGGCGUUUAUCCGGGUUUUCGAUUGGCGGCAUAUUAGUAAACGAGAAGCCACUCCUGUCACUAUUGACUACUGUAUGGAUCAUUUGGAGCAUGUUCAUCAACAUGGUGAGUGGUUUCAGAUUCUUCAGGUGGUUGCGGUCAGUUUGACACCCCACAUGACCUAAUUUUCGCUGCGGGACCCUACAGUAACCCGAAAUUUUAAAAUUGUCCAAAACACACUGUGUUUGGUGUUAAAAUUAACGGAUUUGUCUCAAGAACUCGGGAAAAUUCAUAGAAAUGAAUAAUUUUCAUAAAAUUCUUGAAAUCUACAAAACUCGAGUCCUCAAAAUUUUCGUUUUGAGCCCCAGAAAGCUUCAGAUGAAUUCUAGACACGAGUUUCAGAUUCUCCAGGUGGUUACGGUCAGUUUGACACCCCACAUGACCUAAUUUUUGAAUUUUCGCUGCGGGACCCUACAGUAACCCGAAAUUUCAAAAGUUUCCGAAACACACCGUGUUGGGUGUCAAAAUUAUCAGAAAAACAUGUAGAACACGAAUUAUAGAACAAAAACCUGUAGACAUUUUGGAGUUUUGGGUUACUGUAGGGAUCCCGCCACGAAAAUUCUCAAAAUUGUCCAAAACACACCGUGUUGGGUGUCAAAAUUAUCGGAAAAACAUGUAGAACACGAAAUUCAAAUUAAAAACCUAAGUUUUUCACAAAAUCCGGGAAAUAUGAGCCUUAGAAAGGUUAUGGUAGAUUUUGAAUAUCACCUCGUGAUUCUUCAAGCUUUUCUGGUUACUUAGACACCCCACAUGAUUCAUUUUGGAUUACUGUAGGGGUCCCGCCACGAAAAUUCUCAAAAUUGUCCAAAACACACCGUGUUGGGUGUCAAAAUUAUCGGAAAAACAUGUAGAACACGAAAUUCAAAUUAAAAACCUAAGUUUUUCACAAAAUCCGGGAAAUAUGAGCCUUAGAAAGGUUAUGGUAGAUUUUGAAUAUCACCUCGUGAUUCUUCAAGCUUUUCUGGUUACUUAGACACCCCACAUGAUUCAUUUUGGAUUACUGUAGGGGUCCCGCCACGAAAAUUCUCAAAAUUGUCCAAAACACACCGUGUUUGGUGUCAAAAAUCAUCAAAUCUCACGAACAUUUCGAAAAAAAAAACACUAAAUUUUUUUCCAGAAAACCCAGGAGCCCGUGACGAUCUUUUCGACGUCUAUUCACCCGAAGUGUUCGUUCGAGAAAUCGAAGAUCGACGUCUUCGAACUCAGAAACUUCUCGAAGACAACAGUUUGCAGCGAAUCAAGCGACCGCUGGAAGUGCGCAGUGUUGCGCCGCUUGCGCGUGUUCGCCCCUCGUUUGGAACUCGCGCGUUGGCGCCGCCUAUCGCCGCGCAACUCGCUGGCGGAAAUGCAAAUCCCUUCGUUGACACGUAUUUUAGUGGUGAGUUUUUUUUAGGGUUACUGUAGUUUUGAUCUACAGUAACCCAAGGCUUGUUUACUAUCAAAAAAUCCGAAAUUUUCGAUCUACAGUAACCCAAGGCUUGUUUACUAUCAAAAAAUCCGAAAUUUUCGAUCUACAGUAACCCAAGGCUUGUUUACUAUCAAAAAAUCCGAAAUUUUCGAUAUACAGUAACCCAAGGCUUGUUUACUAUCAAAAAAUCCGAAAUUUUUGAUCUACAGUAACCCAAGGCUUGUUUACUAUCAAAAAAUCCGAAAUUUUUGAUCUACAGUAACCCAAGGCUUGUUUAGUAUCAAAAAAUCCGAAAUUUUUGAUCUACAGUAACCCAAGGCUUGUUUACUAUCAAAAAAUCCGAAAUUUUCGAUCUACAGUAACCCAACCCUUGUUUACUAUCAAAAAAUCCGAAAUUUUUGAUCUACAGUAACCCAAGGCUUGUUUUCUAUCAAAAAAUCCGAAAUUUUCGAUCUACAGUAACCCAAGGCUUGUUUACUCUCAAAAAAUCCGAAAUUCCCUCCCUACAGUACCCACAAAUUUUCCAGACGAGACCUCCGAUCAUCGAAAACGCUACAAAGUGCCGAUUCGAAUGCCAACAGUUCUGUCAUCCACUUCCUCUUCUUCAAAUCUACCAUCAACAAGUUCUGGAAGUCCCCUCAAAAAAUCGGCUGAAAUUGCGAAUUUGGCUGAAAUCCCCGUCGAAAUUGCGCCGCAACCGAUCAAUUUCAACUCGAGAUCGAGAAUUACGGAGCGGUGCAAUUUUCGCGAUAUUUAUACGUAUAAUGCGGUGGUGAAAGUGGAGGAUGCGUGUACGGUAGGUCAGACGGGAGGGUACUGUAGGAAAUUUGAAUAAAACUACAACACUCCGCGAUUUCACGGAAAUUUUUUGGCGCCAAAAAUUGAAAAUUUAAAGUUUUAAAACAUUUCUGAAAACAAAUGCCACGUGGAAAAAUCGAAAACUACAACACUCCGCAGUUCCACGUGGAUUUUUUGGCACGAAAAUUGAGUUUUUGAAAAUAAAACUACGACACUCCGUAGUUCCGAAAAACAAAUUUGCGCGCGAAUUUUGAAAAUUCGAAUUAAAAAAAAUUUAAUUUAAUAAAAACUACGAUACUCCUCGAUUCCUAAAACCAAAUUUGUGCGCGAAUUUUGAAAAUUCGAAUUUAAAAAAAAAAUUUAAUAAAAACUACGACACUCCGCGAUUCCGAAAACCAAAUUUUAGCGCGAAAUUUGAAAAUUCGAAUUUUUUAAAAUUUAAUUUCAAAAAACUACAACACUCCACAAUUCCGAAAACCAAAUUUUAGCGCGAAAUUUGAAAAUUCGAUUUUUUUUAAAGUUUAUUUUCAAAAAACUAUGACACUCCGCAAUUCCACGUGCACAUUUUUGCAGGCGCUUAUUCAAAGACUUCAAACUUGUCAGCAUAGUCGAGUGGCCGUUGGAUACAAGGAGAAAAUUACGAGUAUUUUGAGAAAAGCCAAUCAGGAUGACGCGUUGAAUGUGGCGGCUACAGAAGGUGAGCAGUUUGGGGGGUACUGUAGGUUUUCGUGGCGGGACCAAGUUGACGAUUUUUGUGAUCUACACAAUACGCUCGGCAGUUUGACACCAAACAUGACAUAUUUCUGACAAAAUUUGCAGUUUGGGUACUACUGUAGGAGUCCCGCCACGAAAAUAUACCGUGUUUGGUCUUAAAAUGACCGUAACCACGUCAGGAUUACCGUGUAAAGCUAGAAUUUUGCAGGCGACGUCGAAAAAUCGUGGGUAAUUGCUCGGCCGAUUCGUGGGCGCCCGCCCAAAAAACGCGGCGAAGAUGAGAAACAUUUGGGUGAAGAAGAAGAGAUUGAAGUUGAAGAGGGCACCGCCGCAGCCAAAAAAUCACGCUUAGAAGAACAUUUGGAGGAGGAUGAGGAACAACAUCUGGAAGAAGCUGCUGAAAUUCCAGAACAACCUGAAAUUGAGCAGCAGCAGCAAAUUGCAGAAGAAGAAGAGGUGGAACACGUGGAUUUUGAGGUCGAGGAGCAGCCGCCGCAGAUGAAUUUGGGAGCCGGUGAAUCGAGAGCUGGAAGACCUAGAAAAACUCCAGCCAGGCUCGUCGAGCAAUAA
Molecule: messenger RNA, 3772 nt
Organism: Caenorhabditis angaria
Lineage: Eukaryota; Metazoa; Nematoda; Chromadorea; Rhabditida; Rhabditidae
Source: the annotation of a GenBank genome assembly